Molecule: messenger RNA, 2355 nt
Organism: Anopheles coluzzii
Lineage: Eukaryota; Metazoa; Arthropoda; Insecta; Diptera; Culicidae
Gene: SmydA-1
Product: SET domain-containing protein SmydA-8
Exons: 6
Coding region: 440-2044 (534 amino acids)
Molecular function (GO): protein binding
Source: RefSeq, a predicted model, not a curated record
CUUUGCAAGCCGCCGGGAGGAAAGCGUGUCUCGUGUUUUGGUUGACGUUGGUUCCGAUAGAUCUGUGACGAAACGUGUACUUUAAACAUCUUAAUUAGUCACAUUUGUUACAGGAAGAUCACAGUGCUUAUAGCCAUUUUUUUCAUCCAUAAACUAAAACCUAAACUGUCGAACCCGGUCGAAAUCGUUGCGUGUUAGAUCUGAUUGUUAAAGACUCUUUUUUGUGGCUUUUGUUGUACCGCUCGCUGACCUAAUGGUUCGUGUGCCAGUGUGGUGAAGAUAAAAAUACCAUUUCCUGGUGCUGACACACUGCACAGAACUGGGGUAGUAAUAGUUCACGUCGGGAGUUGAGAGUUGUGAAAAAAGGGCCAAAGAAAAGUUAGUUAGUCGUUGUGAUCGUAGGUUUCUGUGAGUAGAAGCAUAAAGUGUGAACGGUACAAUGCUGGAAGACGAAGAUUCCGAUCGCAUCGAGAAGAUCUGCCCUGUUUGCAAGAAGGAGGCGAGCAAGCGAUGUUCCCGCUGUGCCAUGGUGUAUUACUGCUGUGUGGAACAUCAGCAGCAGGACUGGAAGGUGCACAAAACCACCUGUCAACCGUUUAAAAUCUUCUCGAACGAGCAGUAUGGACGGUUCCUGGUGGCAACGAGAGACAUCAAAGCAGGCGAGAUCGUACUGAAAGAAUCGCCACUUGUGCACGGACCGGCACAGAUCACCGGGCCGGUAUGCGUUGGAUGUUUGCAGGGUCUGGAGGAGAAAAAAUACCUAGAUUGUGAACGCUGUGGAUGGCCAGUCUGUAAACGAUCCUGUCAAGACAGCCCCUCGCAUCAGGCAGAGUGUAAGUUUACAAUCGCACGUGGUAGCAAGAUCUCCAUCCAGCACUUCUAUGUGCCACAUCCAACCUACCAGUGCUUGAUGCCAGUGCGUUGUCUUCUGCUAGCCGAAAGUGACCCGGCCCGAUGGGAAACCCUGUUGAAGUUGGAGUCCCACGAAGAAGAGCGGCGCGGCUCGGAACAGUGGCGAAACGAUCGCGAAGGCGUUGCAAAGUUGAUUCCACGCUUCUUCAAGUGUGAAAACAAAUGGGACGAAGAUGAGAUACUGCGCGUCGUUGGCAUUAUUCAGGUGAAUGGGCACGAGGUACCGAUGACGGAGCCAUCGUCCGUGGCGAUCUACAACAUGGCCUCGAUGCUGGAACACUCCUGCCGGCCGAACCUGGCAAAGAGCUUCACGAACCGCGGGGAGGUGGUGAUGUGGGCCCCGAACCCCAUACGGCGCGGCGACCGGCUAAGCAUCUGCUACACCGACGUCCUGUGGACGACGGGCAAUCGGUUGGAGCAUCUGCAGCAAACGAAGAUGUUCCGGUGCGAGUGUGAACGGUGCAGCGAUCGGACCGAGUACGAGACGUACUUCAGUGCGGUGCGUUGCUCCGGCUUUCAGAAGGACUCCAAGUGCAAGGGUUACCUGCUGCCGGUGGAUAACGCCCAGUGGACCGGCGAGUGGCAGUGUUUGCGAUGCUCGAAGGAGGUGUCGGGCGCGACCGUCUGCCAGAUACUGGAACGCGCCCGCAUGGACCUGGAAGCGAUGGAAAAGCAUCGGGAGGAUCAUUGCAACCGGUACAUGAAGCACUACUCGAAGUGGCUCACAGCGAACCAUCAGUACAUGGUGGACGUGAAGAUCUCGUUGUCGCAGGUGAUCGGUGGCAAAAAUCCGGAAGCGAUCAAGAAGAUUCCGUACGAAAAGCUGAUGAACAAGAUUAAGAUAUGUCAGGAUUUAAUCGCGCUGUUUGAGAAGAUUUGCCCGGCGGAAGCUCGUGCCUUUGGAGCAACCCGUUUCGAGCUUCACGCAGCGCUAGCGGAGCUUGGUAGACGCUCCACGGAAGCAAACAAUCCGGCAGCAGCAGCGGUACAGCUGGAAGACUCACUGUACAACGCAAACGAGUGCAUACGGAUGCUGCUGCACGAACCGUCCAUGCUGAUGGAGAGCAAAAUAUGUGCUCAGGCGCGUAUAAACGCAAACACGCUGAAGGCACUGCUGGGAAUUAAGGAGUAAAGAGAGGGACAGUGGGUUUGGUUCUAAGCUUCUAAGGCAGGAAAAGAAAGUGAGUUAUGUGGGAUCGGUAAAAAAGGCGAUUGGACGAAGCGUUACGUUAAGAAAGCAAACAAAAAGUCAUAAACAGUUUCAGAACCGCGCUCAUCGAUAUGGAUUGCACUUAGAAUGAUGAUACUUAGUAAGUAAAACCACCGCAAGCGAUUCCUAGAAAAAUAAUCAAUAUGCACAGUUGAAAAGGUGUGUGAGUGACUGCACUCGAAAAUAAACGACGGCUAAUCUACGUUAUACAUCAUGCGGAUGUUGCUAUUAAA